Molecule: messenger RNA, 1629 nt
Organism: Penicillium longicatenatum
Lineage: Eukaryota; Fungi; Ascomycota; Eurotiomycetes; Eurotiales; Aspergillaceae
Product: amino acid permease
Exons: 8
Coding region: 1-1629 (542 amino acids)
Biological process (GO): amino acid transmembrane transport
Cellular component (GO): membrane
Molecular function (GO): amino acid transmembrane transporter activity
Source: RefSeq, a predicted model, not a curated record
AUGGCUGACAAGAGAGAUUUCAAUGCCACAACCUAUGGGGCAACUGGCCUGGAUAGCGAGGAUACCAAGAGUGGGAAAUCGAGUGGGGGGUUGGAGCACGAUGUAGAGGCUGUUACGGAUCCCUUUGCGGCGCCGUUGAAACGGCAGCUUAAGUCGCGGCAUCUGCAGAUGAUUGCCAUUGGAGGAAUCAUUGGGCCGGGGUUGCUUGUGAGCUCUGGAAAUGCAUUGCAUGAGGGUGGGCCUGCCGGUUCGCUGAUCAGCUUUUCUUUGGUUGGCAUUAUCGUGUUUUUUGUUAUGCAAUCUCUUGGGGAGAUGGCAACUGUCAUUCCUGUGACCGGCUCAUUCAUUGAGUAUGCUGAGCGUUUUAUCGAUGACGCCUUGGCAUUUGCCUUGGGUUGGGCAUAUUGGUAUCUAUGGGUCACUGUUCUGGCAAAUGAAUACAACUCAAUAUCUCUUGUAAUCGAGUAUUGGACUACUGCAGUUCCACAAUGGGGCUGGAUUCUUAUAUUUUGGUUCCUCUUCUUGACUUUGUCAAAUCUGGGCAUUUUGGCAUAUGGAGAGAUGGAAUUUUGGCUUUCCAUAAUCAAGGUCUUGGCUCUCAUCGUGUUCUUCAUCCUAGCCAUUUGCAUCAGCGCCGGUGCAAUUGGACCGCAGACAAUUGGGUUUAAAUAUUGGGAUCAGCCAGGGGCAUUUGCUGCUGGUAUUAAUGGUGUGGCCAAAACGUUUGUGGUAGCCGGGACGUUGUAUGCCGGAACGGAGAUGGUCGGUAUAACCGCUGGAGAAUCUUCAAAUCCUCGCAAGGCUGUUCCCAGAGCCAUCAAGCAGGUCUUUUGGCGCAUUUUAAUCUUCUACGUCGGCACAAUAUUCUUCAUCGGCAUUCUCAUUCCAUGGAAUGACAAACAGCUUCUUGGGUCAACCUCAAAAACCGCGAGCUCACCUUUAACCAUUGCCUUGACAGAUGCGGGAAUCCUCCCAGCUGCACAUCUAAUUAACGCUCUGAUCGUGAUCAGUGUCAUCUCGGCUGGGAACAGUUCCCUCUACGUAGCCUCGAGAACACUUCUCUACAUGUCUCGCAACAGAAAAGCCCCAAAAUUCAUCGGGCGGACAAAUCGUGCAGGUGUGCCUUGGGUCGGUCUGAUCAUGACCAAUAUCUUCGCCUGUAUCGUCUUUCUGGAACAAUCGUCCAGUGCGGGGACAGUCUACUCGGCGCUCAUUACCCUGUCCGGUGUUGCUACAUUUAUCGUCUGGUCUGUCAUCGGGAUCUGCCACAUCCGCUUCCGUCGUGCACUCGUCGCACAAGGCGAGGAUCCAUCCAAACUGCCCUACCAGGCUGUGUUCUACCCCUAUGGAACAUAUAUUGCCCUUGCGGCGAAUAUUUUCCUCGUUUUCUUCCAGGGAUACACGUGUUUCCUAAAUCCUUUCAGUGCAUCGGACUUCGUGAUCAACUAUAUUCUCCUGCCUGUUUUUGUCUUGUUUUUCGUUGUAUAUAAAGUGUGGAACAAAACGAAAUGGGUUCAGUUGGAGGAUAUGGAUAUAUGGACCGGCCGGAGAGAAUUUGUGAAUGAAGAAGAGGAAGUCGCCAAGGACCAGGGCUGGUGGUGGAAGCUGUACGCGGUUGUGAUCGGGUGA